This is a messenger RNA of Haliaeetus leucocephalus (bald eagle), 945 nucleotides long. It is a transcript of the gene CDC42EP4, whose product is annotated as CDC42 effector protein (Rho GTPase binding) 4. Bases 1 to 945 code for a protein of 314 amino acids. NCBI's taxonomy places the organism in Eukaryota, Metazoa, Chordata, Aves, Accipitriformes, Accipitridae. The transcript has a single exon. The record is from RefSeq and is a predicted model, not a curated record.
AUGCCGAUCCUCAAGCAACUCGUCUCCAACUCUGCCCACUCCAAGCGGCGCUCGCGGGCCGACCUGACGGCCGAAAUGAUCAGCGCGCCUCUGGGGGACUUUCGCCACACCAUGCACGUGGGGCGAGCAGGGGACGCCUUUGGGGACACCUCCUUCCUCACCAGCAAGGCGGGAGAGCCGGGGCCGGAGGUUGGCGAAGAGCCGGGUGCCUCCAAACCCAGCCUGCUCUCUCGCCGCUUCCGCAGCAGCAAGCGCUCGCAGUCGGUGACGCGAGGUGACCGGCGGGACAUGCUGGGUUCGCUGCGGGAUUCGGCGCUCUUCGUGAAGAACGCCGUCUCCCUGCCCCAGCUCAACGAGAAGGAGGUGGACAGGAGCGCGGCGCAGCUGCCCAAAAGCCUCUCCUCCAGCCCCGUCAAGAAGCUGCCCGAGGAGGUGAGCCCUGAAGAGCAGCAGCGCCCGAACGGGGCGGCCGCCGGGCCGCUGAGUCCCGGCUUGGAUGAGCGUGACUUCGGGGACAUCACGGAGCUGCCCGUCGUGGUGGCCAAGAGUGGGGUGGGCAUGAAACACGCCGAGUCCAUCAUGUCCUUCCACAUCGACCUGGGGCCCUCCAUGCUCGGGGACGUCCUAAGCAUCAUGGAUAAGGAGCAGUGGGAGCAGGAUGAAGACCCCGAGGUAGAGGAGAGCCACGAGGAGGAGGUGGAUGCCGCCCUGCCCGGCUCCCCGGCGGUGGUGACGGCAGCGGCGGCAGCCCUGCCAAGCCAGAGCCCAUCCCGCGGUGCCGGCGGCCGCUGCCCCAGGGACAGCAGUUCGGCAUCCAGCUGCACCUCGGGGCCGGAGGAGCGCAGCCCCGUUCCCGGGCCACCGAGCCAACGGGGGGGCCCCCUGAAACGCCCCGACAAGGAGUUCUCGUUCGCCGACGAAGACGAUGACGAGAUCAGAGUAUAA